This is a messenger RNA of Fusarium coffeatum, 1119 nucleotides long. RefSeq lists its product as uncharacterized. Bases 1 to 1119 code for a protein of 372 amino acids. The record is from RefSeq and is a predicted model, not a curated record. The transcript has a single exon. NCBI's taxonomy places the organism in Eukaryota, Fungi, Ascomycota, Sordariomycetes, Hypocreales, Nectriaceae. Gene Ontology annotation, molecular function: oxidoreductase activity, acting on NAD(P)H.
AUGGAAGUCUCUAACAAAGCCGCCUACCUCAUCAGCCCCAAUGGGCCUGCCAUCGAAGUUAGAGAAGCACCUAUGCCAGUACCAGGUCCAGGUGAAAUCCUCGUUAAAACAGAAGCGGUGGCUAUCAACCCAGUCGAUGCAGUCAAACAGUCCAUGGGGAACAUGAUGUUCGAAUGGCUCACAUAUCCUCUUAUCCUCGGUUAUGAUGUCGCUGGCCAAGUCGUGAAGACAGGUCAGGGAGUGACGCGUGUUAAGGAGGGGGACAGAGUUGUGGGUGUUACAGCGGGAAUGGAUAAGCGAGGUAGACAGCCUGACGAAGGAGCUUUUCAGGAUUUUGUGAUCUUACGAGAGCACUUAGCUGUUCAUAUUCCUCAGGGGAUGACAUACACCGAUGCAAGUGUUUUGCCCCUUACGUCAGUCACAGCUGCAUGUGCACUCUUUCAGAAAGACCAACUGGCACUUCAACUUCCUGAGAUCAAGGCAGAGAAUAGUCCAACCGGCCAGACAGUUCUGAUCUGGGGAGCAAGCACAGGCGUGGGCAAGAAUGCUGUGCAACUUGCUGUAGCGGCCGGUUAUAAUGUGAUCGCCACUGCGUCGCCCGAGAACUGGGAUCGAAUACACGAUCUUGGUGCCUCCGCAGUCUUUGACUACCGCAGCCCAUCAGCUACAGCAGAUAUAUUAUCUGCCUUCCAGGACAAGAAAUGUGCAGGUGCUGUCGCCAUUGGCCAGGGGUCGUUGGCGAAGUGCAUCGACGUUGUCACCAAAAUUCCUGGGGCUGUGAAAAACAUUUCACAAGUCACGAUCGACAUGCCAAAGUCGCAACCGACAAGCAAGCUCUCAAUGAUACCGUUUGUUGCCAAGUACGUUUGGCUGACUGGAACAAACCGCUUUAAGGUCUUGAGCAGUGGGGUUCAAAGCAAGUUUGUGUUUGGGACGGACAUCAUCGAGUGGGAUACUGAAGGAAAGCUAGCUUCGUACUUGACUGAAGCUUUCAAGCUUGGAGAGUACAAAUUAACUUCAGAAGCCGAUGUAAUGGAAGGCGGGCUAGACUGUGUCGCUGAAAGGCUGGAAAAGGUGCGGGCAGGGACAGGUGGCAAAAAGGUAGUUAUCGCAUUUUAG